GCUGUUUCCCCAACCCCCAUAUGCCUCUUUCUCUCUCUCUGUGUGUGUGUGUAUAUAUGUACUUGUCAAACAAUUCAAUUCAUUGCUAUCGUCUCAGGCAGAAACACACACAGAGACACAUGCACAAACGCACACGUAAACGCAGGCACGUCGGCAUGGCUAAGAGGAUAGGUGGGGCUAAUGGUGGCAAGAGAUCUGAUCUCAACAGAGGCGCAUGGACAGCCGAUGAAGACGCGAAACUAGCGCAAUACGUCGAGAUACACGGCCCCAAGAGGUGGAAAUCUGUGGCCGUCAAGUCAGGGUUGAACAGGUGUGGAAAGAGUUGCAGGUUGAGAUGGUUGAACUAUCUUAGACCUGAUAUCAUGAGAGGCAACAUUUCUGAUGCUGAAGAGGAUUUGAUCCUUAGGCUUCAUAGGCUUCAGGAAAUAGGUAAAAGGUGGUCGUUGAUCGCGAGAAGGCUGCCAGGGCGAACGGAUAAUGAGAUCAAGAACUACUGGAACGCUCAUCUCAGAAAGAAAGCUAAUCUGAUGGAGAAAUUACCAGCAACAUCAAUAGCAGUUGUGGGGAAGAAUUGGAAAGACAAUGAGGGAAUGAGCAGUGUGAAAGAAACAGAAGCAAGUGGAGAUGAUGAGAAUGGAGUGAGGGAUGAUGAAGUCUUCGAUUUCUCAACUCAAGAAACCUAUGGGUUGGAGUGGGUCAAAACUUUUCUUGAGCUUGAAGAAGAUUCUUGAUUCUUGGAUGCAUGAUCUUCAGCUUGUCUACCAAUUAAACACUCACUAGUAAAAGAAAGGGUACUGACGUGACAUAUUGAAAAUGAGCAAUUUACUUAUUUAUAAAAA
Messenger RNA from Sesamum indicum (sesame), 839 nucleotides. Its product is annotated as transcription factor WER. The record is from RefSeq and is a predicted model, not a curated record. NCBI's taxonomy places the organism in Eukaryota, Viridiplantae, Streptophyta, Magnoliopsida, Lamiales, Pedaliaceae.